AUGGCCUCUUAUGCCACACUAAAUUUACACAGUCGAGUGCAUUCCUUCAAGUCACUGACUCGGCACCAUAGAUCCCGCCAUCCUCAUGCCACCUUACCUGGGCAAGAACUAUCUCCAAGCGCCCAAAAGUGUCCGGCGCCUGGAGCGCAGCCCGAACGCGUUGGUAGUCAAAACGAAUUAUUGGUUCCCUUCUCUUCUCAGGAUUAUGGCUACUACGCAACUGCUGCCCCAGCAGUCUAUAAUUGUUCUCGUCAUCUCAAGACAGGUUACUCUCAACCGGCCGACUUUUGCCUCUUUUGUUGCGGCAUCUUUGUGUUUUAUUGCUUAAAGUCUUUAACUAUCUAUCCACUCAAACUUUGUGCUGGUGCUGUAGCCAGCCUUGUCAGUAGGGGUACCCACGAGGAGAUAAACAAUAACUACACGGCCAACGAACUGAUCCUUUAA
Messenger RNA from Protopolystoma xenopodis, 444 nucleotides. The record is from the annotation of a GenBank genome assembly. Lineage: Eukaryota; Metazoa; Platyhelminthes; Monogenea; Polystomatidea; Polystomatidae.